CCUUUUGUCAUUUAACAAAACCAAAUACGCAGUUUGGCAGCAAUUUCGGCUGCUAUCUGUUGUCGUCUUUUUUUGUCUUCAUCCAUUUUUGAUUGCAGUCAUGCCCGUUUACAAGUUACAUUAUUUCAAGAGUCCACGCCGCGGUCGUGCAGAACUAUCGCGAUUGAUUCUCAGCCAGGCCGGAGUCGAAUUCGAGGACAUCCGUUUCGCCCACUGCGAAUGGCCCGCUAUUAAACCCAUUACCCCCUUUGGACAUGUUCCCAUUUUGGAAGUGGACGGACAAGUGCUGGCCCAAUCGAACACGAUCGCUCGAUAUCUUGCCAAGAGACAUGGCCUGGCCGGCAAAGAUGAUUGGGAACAAGCAUUGGCUGAUAUGUACGCCGAAAACAUCCACGACUUGUUGAAUGCUGUGGCCGUUCCGUUUACGGAAAAGAAUCCUGUGAAACAGAAAGAAAUGUACCAGAAAUUCAUGCGAGACGUGAUUGUACCGCACGUUGCUGCCGUUGAAAAACAAUUGAAAAAGAACAACACUGGAUUUCUCGUCGGUAAUGAGCUAACAUGGGCGGAUUUAGCUUAUUACGCUUAUUUUUCUGAUUUUCUCGAAGUGAAAUUCGGGUCGGCCUUUUUAAAAAAUGCACCACAUUUAAAAGCGUUGAUUGAUCGUGUCAAAGAACUGCCCAACGUUAAGAAAUGGACCGAAUUUCGAGAUUCAACAUAUCCAGAAGACAAUGAAUAAAUACCAGACAUAUCGAUAAAAAGAAAAUGGUUAUCAUUGAAGCUUGCCAUCCCAACCCGUAUCAAUCCUAAUCAGUGUUACGUGUUACGUCGGCCUCGUGUGUAGAGAGUGGCUCUCAUAGUAAACCGCACAAUAAUUUCAAAAGCUAUAAAUCAAUACACUCGUCUAUUCGAA
Molecule: messenger RNA, 910 nt
Organism: Daphnia carinata
Lineage: Eukaryota; Metazoa; Arthropoda; Branchiopoda; Diplostraca; Daphniidae
Product: probable glutathione S-transferase 7
Exons: 4
Coding region: 101-736 (211 amino acids)
Biological process (GO): glutathione metabolic process
Molecular function (GO): glutathione transferase activity
Source: RefSeq, a predicted model, not a curated record